Messenger RNA from Saccoglossus kowalevskii, 387 nucleotides. RefSeq names its product GTP:AMP phosphotransferase AK3, mitochondrial-like. NCBI's taxonomy places the organism in Eukaryota, Metazoa, Hemichordata, Enteropneusta, Harrimaniidae. Gene Ontology annotation, cellular component: mitochondrion. The record is from RefSeq and is a predicted model, not a curated record. Gene Ontology annotation, biological process: nucleobase-containing compound metabolic process. Gene Ontology annotation, molecular function: AMP kinase activity; ATP binding.
AUGUCGCAUUUGAAGCGAGCAGACGGACGUCGUCACGUGCCAUUUGACGUCAUUAUUGAGAGAUUGGAAAGCCGAUGGAUUCAUCCACGUAGCGGAACAGUAUACAACCUACUGUGGAAUCCGCCAAAAGUCAUGGGGAUUGAUGACGUCACUGGAGAACAACUGGUCCAGCGACAAGACGAUAAACCUGACACUGUGCGACAGAGAUUGAAUAGCUACGAACAACAAAUAACGCCUGUUUUGGAAUUCUAUCGAGACAAGGGCAUACUGAAGACGUUUGACGGCACUGGAAGCGACACAGUCUGGCCAUUAGUGUGCGAAUACUUGCUUACCAAAGUACCACGAAAUAUAUGCUUACCAAAAUACCACGGCUACACAGAACAAUAA